This is a messenger RNA of Gamsiella multidivaricata, 1586 nucleotides long. RefSeq lists its product as uncharacterized. NCBI's taxonomy places the organism in Eukaryota, Fungi, Mortierellomycota, Mortierellomycetes, Mortierellales, Mortierellaceae. Gene Ontology annotation, biological process: actin filament organization; endocytosis; actin cortical patch localization. The transcript has 11 exons. Gene Ontology annotation, molecular function: ubiquitin binding; phosphatidylinositol binding. The coding region runs from base 157 to 1527 and encodes 456 amino acids. The record is from RefSeq and is a predicted model, not a curated record. Gene Ontology annotation, cellular component: actin cortical patch.
ACCACGCCUGACUGUUGUCCUGUACCACAUUGUUCAACCAAGGAGCCCUUUUUUAACUCUUCGAUAGUCAUCCAUACUCACUGUGAUGAUUGUCGCUCAUGUUUUCGUCCACGAGCCGCAGCCUUAUUUUUUUUGAUAAAUAUCGAGAUCUGAUUCAUGCUCCACCUCCCCCAAUCCAGCAUAUCACUCCAUCCUCGUCUCCUUUCAUAUCAAGAACGCCUUCCUAUUUCAUCCCUCCAAACCAACAUCGCAAUGGGCUUGUUUACAAGAGAAACCAUUAUUACCAGUUACAUAGAAAUCAUCACCAACUUGAAGGUGAUAAGCAAUUGGCAAACCGUUGUGAACCUUUGUGCGGAAGUCAACUCUGUCGAAGACGGUCCCAGAGAAGCUGCAAGGGCCUUGCGAAAGAAGCUGCGCCUGGGAACCCCCCAGCAGCAAAUGAAUGCGAUCACUAUCAAUCAGGCUCUAAUUGACUGCUGCGGGUCCAGAUACAAAGCUCAACUUGCCACCGCCAAGUUUGCGGAGGAAAUCAGCCAUGUCCUCCUAUCACAUAGGACGGAUCACCCGGUAAAGGCCCGCUUAAUGGAAAGGCUCGCAAUCUGGGCCAUUGCGUUUUCUCAAGAUCCGAGUCUGACUGUAAUUCCCGACCUCUACCGCCGCAUGCUCGAAGCUGGCGUGCUUCAUAACAUCAACCCGGUAGUACAUUCCCCAUCACCUGUCGCAGCGAGGGCAGCCGCACCGCAUCCACCCCCAGUCCUUACGGCAAAAGAGAAAAUGAUGCAGAUAUUUCAGGAUAUUGGUCUGGCAAACAACAUUGCCCAUAUGCUGGUCGAGGCUGUCUCAUUUGCGGAUCCUGAGCUCGAGGCCAUUGAGGAAAACGAGCUGAUCUUGGAGUUCCACUCAAAGUGCAUUACGCUGCACCGCGGAAUCCAAAUAUACCUGACCGAAGUUACCGAGGCACCCAUUCCCAAUGAAAAAUGCCUUACUUCUCUCUUGGCCUGCAACGAGGAGUUGGUUAUGGCGUUUACUGCCUACGAUAAUAUGAUAGAGCGCUGCAGAUCGACCAGGACAGUCAGAGCAAACCAGUCCAUAGAUGUUACUGCAGCUCAGCAGGCUUCAGGUCUACAGCAUAUACACAACAAGACCUCCGACAUGUUAAUUCAACGUCCCAUUGCUAUUGACGAAGGAUCUGGAGUCGGCUCUGGAUACACGUUGAUGGACUCUAUCAACAGCAAGAGCAAGGGUGUUUCGCAAUCACCCAAGUUGGAGUCUUAUGCGGGCCCAUUUGCCAAUGAUCUCUACCGGAUUUCUGAACCUGGAGAUGUCUCCACAGCAAUCAGGAAUGGAAAGCGGCCGGACACCCACCAGGAGGCGCUGAGUAGCUCCGAAAAGGAUGCGUUUUCUGAGCAGGAGCGGGAGUUGAUUCAGUUAAUCAAGGAUCAGUCGUUGCAGGAUAUAGGCCGUAUCGGAUCUUCUUCGUCUUCAGCCGCUGCUCCCUCAACAACACCAGUUUCUCCAGUGAAAUAGCUUUCGCCUGAACUUCUUGUCCAACAGUUCUGUUACCAGGUCAAUAGUACUAAACACCA